AUGAUCCGGCGAGUUGAUGGCUCAUUUGCGCUCCAGGACGGCAUACCUAUGCGAAUACUACAGCAAUCGACUGAAGAGAGUCAAGGGCAAGGGAUUGGACAACAGCUUACACCGGCAUAUCGGCCCGUAGCAACGCCACGGCCUUUAGAGACACCUCAACCUGCGACGACAUCUCAAAUGACACCUCAACAUACAGUGAUGUUUCAACCUGCACCAUCGCAUCAACCUGCACCAUCGCAUCUACCUGCACCAUUGCAUCAACCUGCACCAUCGCAUCAACCUGCGCCAUCGUAUCAACCUGCCCAUCGCAUCUACCUGCCCAUCGCAUCAACCUCACCAUCGCAUCAACCUGCGCCAUCGUAUCAACCUGCACCAUCGCAUCAACCUGCACCUCGUAUCAACUCUCAACCUGCACCAUCGUAUCAACCUGCACCAUCGUAUCAACCGCUGGACGGGUCUCACAACGGGAGGGAGUACUCGGAGGACGGGGAGGAUGGAGGUGGAGGGGACGAUGCCGAGUGGGAUGGGCAGGACGAAGGAGCGGUGUGGCCUGAGCAUGGCGAAAGAAUGGAUGUUGAGGGUGGAAUGACAGGAACGGUCGCACCAGCGGCUCAGGAGCGCCGUAACUCGGCUAGAUCUGUGCCAGUGGAAGCACAUGUCAGAGCCAACCAUGCGCUUUAA
This is a messenger RNA of Letharia columbiana, 681 nucleotides long. RefSeq lists its product as uncharacterized. The record is from RefSeq and is a predicted model, not a curated record. The transcript has 2 exons. Bases 1 to 681 code for a protein of 226 amino acids. NCBI's taxonomy places the organism in Eukaryota, Fungi, Ascomycota, Lecanoromycetes, Lecanorales, Parmeliaceae.